Molecule: messenger RNA, 1368 nt
Organism: Fraxinus pennsylvanica
Lineage: Eukaryota; Viridiplantae; Streptophyta; Magnoliopsida; Lamiales; Oleaceae
Source: the annotation of a GenBank genome assembly
AUGAUAUUUGCAUUUUACAAGGCACAAGGUCUUUCAGAGGGAUCAUUCCCCAUGGAUAAUGAGGAUGAAAAUCUAGCGAAAUCAAUUCUUGACAAGGACAAGUCGAAAGGAGUAAAAAUCUUGUUAUCAAACGAUGCAGUUGAGGUUGACAGCAUCAGCCAUCCAGGAUGUUUCCGUCUCUUUACUUGCACCUCGAUUUGUACACUGUUUUUUCUUGGCAUAAAUGGCGACAAAGAAGAGCGUCGGAUCACUGAAGGAAGCAGAUCUGAAGGGGAAGAGAGUGUUCUCCGAGCCGCCGUCCCCACCAUCAAAUACUUGAUCGGCUAUGGAGCUAAAGUCAUCCUCGCCUCUCACCUUGGGCGUCCAAAAGGUGUUAUGCCAAAGUUCAGUUUAAAGCCUCUAGUGCCCAGGCUCUCUGAACUACUUGGAGUUGAGGUCAAGAUGGCUAACGACUGCAUUGGUGAUGAAGUUGUGAAAUUGGUGAGCGGACUCCCAGAAGGAGGUGUUCUUCUCUUGGAGAAUGUUAGAUUUUACAAGGAAGAGGAAAAGAAUGAUCCUGAGUUUGCAAAGAAGCUUGCAUCCCUUGCAGACUUGUAUGUUAACGAUGCCUUUGGAACUGCACAUAGGGCCCAUGCUUCAACCGAGGGAGUGACCAAGUACUUGAAACCUGCUGUUGCUGGAUUCCUUAUGCAGAAGGAGCUUGACUAUUUAGUUGGGGCUGUUUCCAACCCCAAGAAGCCAUUUGCUGCAAUUGUUGGUGGGUCAAAGGUAUCCAGUAAAAUUGGAGUUAUCGAGUCACUCUUAGAGAAGGUAGACCUUCUCUUACUGGGUGGAGGAAUGAUCUUUACUUUCUACAAAGCCCAAGGACAUGCUGUGGGAUCUUCACUUGUUGAGGAGGACAAGCUUGAUCUUGCAACUUCACUCAUGGAGAAGGCCAAGGCUAAAGGGGUAUCUUUAUUGUUACCUUCUGAUGUAGUUGCUGCGGACAAGUUUGCUGCUGAUGCUAAUAGCAAGGUUGUUCCAGCAUCUGGAAUCCCUGAUGGCUGGAUGGGAUUAGAUAUUGGACCUGACUCCAUCAAAUCAUUUAAUGAAGCUUUAGAUACUACCAAAACCAUCAUUUGGAAUGGACCAAUGGGUGUGUUUGAGUUUGACAAGUUUGCAGCCGGAACCGAGGCCAUAGCCAAGAAAUUGGCAGAACUCAGUGGCAAGGGAGUGACUACUAUCAUUGGAGGAGGUGACUCUGUUGCUGCUGUUGAAAAGGUUGGGUUGGCGGACAAGAUGAGCCACAUCUCAACCGGAGGUGGUGCCAGCUUGGAGCUUCUCGAGGGGAAACAGCUACCUGGAGUUCUUGCACUCAAUGAUGCUUAA